CCCCCCCACCCCCCCCCCCCCCGCGAGUGCGCGACGACUCUGCGAAGCCCAUCGGAGUCCAUCCCCGCAGCGCGAAGAUGGCGGACGUCAGCGGCGACGGCUUCGGGGGCCGGCGCCCGCUGGGGCUGCUGGCGAACGCGAGGAAGCGGAAGGACGGGUUCGUGCAGCUGUUCCUGAUGGCGGGCGUCCUCAUGAUGAGCCUGCGGUCCCUGGGCCAGAAGCACCGCCUCCGGGACCUCGCCGACGACGCCGCCGACCUCCGCCGCGAGCGCGACGACCUCUCCCUCCGCAUGCGCGGCCUCCAGGACGCGCUCCGCCGCGAGGCCGACGCCGACGCGUCCGGGGCCCUCGCGUCCCACCUCCGCCGCAUCUUCGCCGCCCACCCCGCCCCGGCAGCCGCCGCGCCGGAGGACCAGUAGGCCCCUCGUCGCGCCUCUAGAAUCCUUCGCCCCCCGCCUUCUUGUUCCGUGAUGAUGUCUUCGUCUGUUCAGCCGUGAGGGCGUCGCGUGUGUCCUGGACGCCGGCGGACUCGCAAUCCGCGGCAGCGCACGCGGCGUGUUCGUGGAAAUGCCGCACCGGAUUCGCAGCGAGCUGGCUGAAAUCGUUGUUGCCUCGAGACACGUUGUUGAUGCUUUUAAACUCGUUCGUGUUUUCAGAUUUCCCAAAGAUCUUUUACUUGUGCCCUGCAUUCCUGCUUCUGUUAAGCUGCCGUUGUGUUUGAGCUGCACGGUGUGCUUCGUGCACUGGAUCAGUUCUGUGUUGAUGCUAGAUCAGUUCUGUCAAGGGCAUGUCGAUUGUAUGUUAACUGGCUGAACUACCCGGGCCAUUUACGCCUUCUAAAUUUGGUUCGAGUAAUUUGCCAGGAUUGAGUUAUGUUUUGUUUGUUUCAUCAAAAAGAAUUAUGUUUUGUUUGAA
Panicum virgatum (switchgrass) is the source of this 915-nucleotide messenger RNA. RefSeq lists its product as uncharacterized. The transcript has a single exon. The record is from RefSeq and is a predicted model, not a curated record. Bases 78 to 419 code for a protein of 113 amino acids. Lineage: Eukaryota; Viridiplantae; Streptophyta; Magnoliopsida; Poales; Poaceae.